AUGAAGUUCUUCCUCUUGCUCCUCCUCCUCCUCCUCCUUCUUCUCGUCUCCACUGCCACGUCAUCGAGUGAUCCGUUCGGAUGCUCGACCGAAGACCUGCAAUUGACUGCCACGUGCCGUCCGAAGCUCGCAAAACUGACCGACGAGAUGAAGAGGAGUCCGUUGAAUUCGGGCUUCCCGCCACCGGAAACUCUUCAGAAAAUGUCCGGAUAUUGUCGGGAGGCGAUGGAUUGUGUGAGCGCGGCCAAGUGCGAGGCGAUCAAGGAGAAGAUGAGCAAGUUUGGCAAAAUGUGCAAGACGAUCGAUUUUAUGGCCGGUCCCUAUGCUCAGUGCGCUGCCAAGGUUCCGUUUUACUAGUAAUAACUCGCCUAUAUUUCUGAGAAAUUAGAACGUUGCAUUUGUAGGGCACAUAUCUCAGCUGCCGGUAAAAAUAUCGAAAUAUUGUCAACUGAUAAAAUGUGCACAAUGUCUUUGUGAGCAGUUUAUCAGUUGACAACUUUUCGAUAUCUUCACCGUCAGCCGAGAUAUAUUUGCCCAAAUAAACGGUAACUGCGAACUUUUGCAGUUGAAAGCGAGUCACGACAAAACCGAAUGCAUCACCUGGUACUUUAGCGACAAGUCCAAGGUUUGAAUAUACAUGUAUGUACUCAUCAUCAAAGCUACAGUAACCCAGAUGUCCACCGAGCAAAAGUGUGCUCAAUUCAAAGCGAAGAAGGCGUGCAUCGAGAAGGAUUUCGGCAAAUCUUGUGGCGAUGCGACGUUGAAGAGCUUUCAGCAGGUACUCGGAUAUUACAAGUCCUUUCCAGAACAAAUUGAUUUUAUUUCAGAACAUGGAUUACGUGUCAAAGUUCGUCGGAUGCCCAGUUCACUGA
Messenger RNA from Caenorhabditis sp. 36 PRJEB53466, 872 nucleotides. The record is from the annotation of a GenBank genome assembly. NCBI's taxonomy places the organism in Eukaryota, Metazoa, Nematoda, Chromadorea, Rhabditida, Rhabditidae.